AUGUUUGUGAGAAAAGCGCAGAUAACAGUUGGGCUUCCAGAUCUGUACCAGACUGGACUGGAAGCGAUUGCAGGGGGUGUGUGUUCGUGUGAGCCUGGCCCAGAGGUGGUCGGUCGGUCGGUCGGGCGGGCGGGAAGAGAUGCUCGUCUCCAAGGCGUCAUGUGUCCAUCGGGUCCGGCCGAUAACGGCCAUUCCCAUUUAUCCACUUUAUUUCUCACGUCAAUACGGAGUAUCCGCGAGGCUCGUCGUAGACAGAGUAGCGCAGUUGGGUCUCGUUGGUUAAAAAUAUCCGUCUGUUGUGCAUAUCUGUGUGUGUGUGUGUGUGUGUGCUCAUGUAUGUGUGUAAAUGUGAGCCGGCCGACCGACCGGCAGCCAGCAAAGACAGUCGUCUAG
Protopolystoma xenopodis is the source of this 393-nucleotide messenger RNA. NCBI's taxonomy places the organism in Eukaryota, Metazoa, Platyhelminthes, Monogenea, Polystomatidea, Polystomatidae. The record is from the annotation of a GenBank genome assembly.